Molecule: messenger RNA, 4645 nt
Organism: Bursaphelenchus xylophilus (pine wood nematode)
Lineage: Eukaryota; Metazoa; Nematoda; Chromadorea; Rhabditida; Aphelenchoididae
Source: the annotation of a GenBank genome assembly
AUGGCUGAAAAGCCGAAAUUUAGGGUAUACCGGCCUCAGGUAAGUCGAUUACUUUAAAUUACAAUCCCUUCAGGCCAUGCUAAACACUUUAAAACGGCUGAAUGGCCAUAAUCUUGAGAAUCAAGGGCUAAACAAUCUAACGGAAGCUUUCCAAAACUUCAUGACACGCACCAGAUUCUUCGCAAUGGGAAGUCUAAGGUCAGAUCUGAUAAAUACUCUAACAAGCAGAUAAAGGUGAUGCUAACUGUACUUUUUAUAGGCGGACAUGGUCCCACUCAGCCGUUGAGUUCAUGAAAUACAGAAGAUUAUUGCCAAUGCUGGUUGCGGAUGAGAGUGAUCUUGGAUCUGCUUUUGACAGUAAGUUGGUUACUGUAAUUUCUAUUAGUUAUUUAGGUUUUGACUUGAACGAAGGUAGAGGACUCUCGUCUAGGAAGGAAGAUCGCCGAAUUCUUGUUUCCAAUAUAUCCCCUAAGGCCACGGUCAGUCAACUUCAGAGUUUCUUCAAUAAAUUUGGUCCGGUAAGUGAAGAAGUUGAUAUAAAAUAAUAUAAUCAAGGUGUACUCUUGUCAUAUGCCGAGUGAAGAUCGGCGUCAGUCAAUGUAUGCAACGUUCAGCCGAUCCAACAAAAAAUAUUCAACUUUAGUCAUCACUUUCAAGUAAGUCAUAAUUUUUCCAACUUUUGUCAUGAUCAAACAAUCCGUUCGAGAAGUUCGAGAAGCCUUAAAUCCAAAUGCACAGUGCAACUCCGAUUUACUUUCAUGCAGAAUGCACGGUGCAUUUUCCAUUGAAUUGAUUUCAAACCGAGAAGGACCGGUAUUAAGUUUUUUGCACGGUGCAGAAAAUAUGUAAAAUUGAUUUCUUGACUGUUUUUGGAUGAUUAAAGGUCCCAAUGGGGCACAAGAAAUUUUAGGGUUUGACGCUGAUAUUCACCCAUGAGGAAGUAUUAUAAUGAAAUUACAGUAAAUUAUAAAAUUUUAUUGUUAUAAUUAUGACAUUUGCAGAGAUGAGAUCUCAGCCCUUAGGGCCAAAACAGCAGCUCCACAAGAGUUGAAGUUCUAUGGGCAAAUCAUGACAAUUAGUAAUUAUGUGAGUAGGAAACGAACAAGUUCUCAGCAUGGAGAUAGCAUUGCGUCCACAAGUGGAAUUGGAUUUACAAUUGGAAGUGGGGAUAAAGGAGGAAAACUCUCGAGGUCAUCUUCAGCAUGCUCAAUGGAAUCUGCCACUACAAUAAGUUCUCAGGUAAGGACUUUUUAUUUUCAACAUUUGCGUUGCCUUGUUUAAUGUAAUUUUUGAUUUAUUUCUAAUAAUUUGUUGUUGUAGCUUCUUCCAUUGGACGAAUUACCCCCUAAAGCAGUAGAAAGAAUCUUCUGUAACCUCGGUUUACUCGAUCGAAUACGUUUGGAACGGACGAAUAAAACUUGGCUCGAAGCUGCGGCCAAAGCCUGGACCACAGUUGAAAGGCUCUGUUUCCAUGAAGAAGAGGACCUCCAGAACUUCUUCACCAACUCCAAUCCCCUCAGAAACUCUCAUCUUAAUGCGUUUCUCCUUCGAUGUUGCUUCCAUCUGAAGUGUUUGGAUCUCUCCAAUACCAAGAAUCUUUUGGAUGACAAAGCUAUUGAGCAAAUCGCUCAAUUUUGUAUAAAUCUGGAGGAAUUGGACAUAUCGGGAGUUCAAUCUGGACCGAACGCCCUUAGAAGUCUUUCUGAGUCGUUGAGUAAGCUGCAUUCAGUGGCUUAUCGGGAGAUGCAUUCAUCGUCAGAGAAGUGUUUUUGGUAUCUCUUCAAAAGCAACGGAAGGUCAAUUCGACGGAUUGAUCUAAGAGGAUGUAGCCAUCUCAAGGGACGAUGUUUCAAGUUGUUUGGUGCUGAGUUAGAAGAGGUAAGUAACAGUUAUAAUAUUAUUUAAAUGGUAAUGCGACGUAUAUUUAAUAUUAGGUUAUAUUUAUUAAUUUAGGUGCUGCUGGAUGGAUGCAGUCGAAUUGAUGACUCAAUAAUUGAUGAACUUUGCGCUCGGUCUAAGAAUCUAAAGGUUUUAAGGCUUAAUGGAUGUUAUCGAUUGACGGAGCAGGCAUUAAGUGUGAUUUCAAGGAACCAGAACUCAUUAGAACACUUCUCAUUAGCUGGUCAAGGCUUUAAUAAUGUCACUGCGGACAGUCUCGCGUUGAUCUCACGGAUUAAAGCUAUUAAGCAUUUAGAGUAAGCCAUCAUUUUGUGGAGUUAAACCAAACUUUUUUAAUUUGACGAAAUUGUCAUUCUUUUAGACUUGACUUUAACCCCGCAGUCAGCGAUUUUUUGAUUCAACAAAUCUGCGAGAACUUACCUGGAUUGAAAAGUUUAUCGCUGGGAUUCUCCGGAUCCGAUCAGUCGAUUACCUCCGAAUCUCUUCAAUUGAUUGCAAAUCUCAAAGAUCUUGAGGAGGUAAGUUGUAUGAAGAAAUUUAAAUUUAUUGAUCCGUUUUAGCUAGACUUUAGUGGACUUGCUGCUUUGGACAACAAGACAUUUGAAAAGAUUUGUUCCGGAUGUAAGAAGUUGAAAGAGAUUACAGUAAGAUCAUGCAUUUAUCUUGGGGAUGCAGGAACUGGAAGUGUGAAGGGUCUGGAAUUGUUGGAGAGUGUGGAUCUGUCAGGCUGUAUUUUGGUGACAACGGUUUCAAUUCAAGAGAUUAUCAGCCAUUUUACCCAUGAAAAAAAUGUGAGUAUUUUAGGAGCAAUUGCCAUAUUUAAAUUAAUUUAUAUUUUAGCCGAAUGGUGCCGACAUUCUGCUGAUUGUUGGGGGAACUCUCUGUGAGAAUAAACUUCGCUACAAAAACUCUCGUGUUCAUGUCGACUUUGACGACAACAGUGCACUCAGUCUGAAUACGGCCAGAAAGUUCAUCGAGACCUUCCAAUCCAAUGGUAGGUCAGCUAGAGAGCCGAAUCUUACGAGGAAGUAGUUAAAAGUUGAUAUAUAUGGUUGGCAACUUAGUUAUUGAAAUUUUUGACUGCUUUUCUUUUUGCCACAACCUUUAAAGGCUUGGCAGUCAACAACUAUAAUACCCACUAUUAGUAACAACAAUACAAGCCUUAUCAUCUGAAUGUGCAGUGGCGCCACCAAGACAGAAACCAGGGAACUUACAAUUAGAAGAUUUCAUGAAGCCGGUUUCUAGAUGUUCUGUUAUACUGAAGUUUUUAUACCUUAGAUCGUACGCAGCCAAAUGGGUGUGAUAUCCGACACAGAGAGUAACAUAAGUACUUCACAACACUCAAGAAAGGAAAGUCUAUUCGGACUGUUUGAUAAUUUUCUACGAUCAUUAUUUCUAUCGGGCCAAACAGGCAUCCCGGCGUAAGUGGAUAUUCUAGAUUUCGUUUUGCUCGCAGCCCGAAUCUUUUCUAUCUCCCAUGUAAACAUAUUCGGAGGAGUGAUACUCUGUGCUGGCAAUUUUCCCGAGAGCAUAGCGCUUAAAAAAUUUGCUAAAAUCUUUAAAAAUGCUUUCAUCGGGUAUAAAGGGUCUCUUCGGCCUUAACUUCAGAAUACCGCGCCUAAGCUCGCUGGCUCCUGUACGGGUUUUUAACAAAGAGAAUAGACAUCCCUUUUCAGGGCCCUAGAUUUAUCAGCGGCACAAAGGUCUUGGAAAAAAAUAGCAACUACUCGGUUAACUUUUUGGGAGCCACUAGGCAGGUCAUGAAGAUAAAUUCGGUCGCGACUUUAUGUCAUGCUCCAAGAAGGAAGACGGUUUAUGCUACUAUUUGGUUCGUAGUGAAUAGCUCUGUCACUACCCGAAGAGUUAACCGCGCUGCCUUCUUUAGCGUCUCGUGCAACACCUUGAAAGACAGCCUACCGCCUAAUUUUAAGCGAAGUCGUAAUAAUUUCCAUUGAUCCUUUUGGGACAAAAUGUUAUCACAAGACUGUUGAAGGUGUCCUAACGUUGUAAACGUUGUACAUUAGCAUUAUGUCAUUCGAGUUCCAAACGCAUUGCAUGGCAUUGCAAAAUGACCACUCAAAAUUGCUCUUAUUCAAAUUCAAGGUACUACACCAACGCGCGAUCUGCGAGUUGGAUGCCUCUGGGUUUGAUAGUACUCUAACCCUACUACAGGUGGGAUAGUGUGAUACUAGCCAUACUGACUUAAGAAGGUCUGUGGAAUAAUGCAAAAAAAAUUUCAAUAACUUAGUUGCCAACCUAUGAGAAGAAUGUUUUAUGGAUCUAAUCAUCGUUUCCAGAUGUGGACACUCAAAGUGAUGGGGAGUUCUCGGAUGAUGGAUUUGGAAUGCUCUCUGCUCAUCGUAAGUUCAUGUUUUCACUGCUAAAAUGUGGUCUUCUUUUUCGAAUAAUUUCAUCAUGAGGAUUUCAUUACGUUAAUACUAGUCGCGACAUAAAGUCCUGACACAUUUGCACAGUGCAUUUUUUUUUUCUUUCGGACCCGUCGCGGCAAUUCCCCGUUUUUGCACUAGCGACAUGCACUUUUCGCGCGAGUUCGCCACUUUUCUCGCGCGACGGCCACGACAAAAUGUGUCAGGACUUUAUGGCGCGACUAGUAUAAUGUUAUUAUCCUCUAGGAUCGUUCGUGGCCGAUGCCUUGACAGGAGAAGAGGAGUCUCCAUUAGAGAACGACAAUAGUAUCAUCGAAUGGGCCGAGAAAGAGGCCAAGGAACUAGGAUUGCUCAAAUGA